CGUGGUUUGUGUAAACACUGUAAACAUAAACAAAUAUACAAUCAAAAGUAGAAUGUUCAUAGGUAAUACAAAAAUAUUUACAAACGCUUGAAAAGGAAAUUGUGCGACAUUUUUUAAAUUGCUAAUAGUUUACAAUGGAAAAUCUAUUAUAUGACAACGAAAGUGAUUACACUGAUUAUUCAGAGGACUCAGAUGGCGAGAGUGAAGGACUUUUAAAAAAGGCCUUAGACGUAACCCUCCCCUACGAUUUUGUACCCAUAGUAAACCCUGGAAACGGAACUGAAUUUCUUCAGAAUGUAAUAUUUCAGAGAAAGAACAUGAAACGGGUGGUUUGUGCAGAUGAAGACUUGAUGAGUAAAAUUAGAGAUGAUAGUGAUCAUGUAAAAGUUGUUACAAUUCCAAAUCCCCCCACGGAUGAGACCGGCAGUCUUCAACUACCAACUCUAGAGUGGCAGUUAAAAAAGCUAGAAGAAUUUAAGCAGUUUAUAGAAUUUGUUGAACAACGCCAUAAACCAGAAGGUAAAGAAAGAAGACUGAGGUCGAAGAAUGAGCAACAGUUCAUAUCUGACAUCAAGUCACAUAGUCCUAAAUACUCAGUAUUAUUUAAUUACUCUCAUGAAAGUAAAUUGUCAAUACUUGAAAUUCUCACAACGUAUUUGUCAAAGCAGAAACUAUUGGAAGAUUUUGUUGGGCCAUGGUUACUGUACAUUCUUUCCACAUUGGGAUAUCCACCAAGUCCUGGUUGUUGUCACACAAUUAGAGAGUUUCUUAGAGUUUGUCGCAGUAUGAGGUCGAAAUAUUCCAAUACUAUGCCAGAAUCUAGUCUCAAGGCACUGAACUUUUAUAUAUGUAUUAGUAGCAGAUAUUAUGGUCAGCUGGACUUGGCCGAUGGACAUUUGUGAUAGGAUGAAUCUACAAGACUCAGAAAUUAGAACAGAAGACCAAGCACAAGGACUAAUAA
Messenger RNA from Diabrotica balteata, 961 nucleotides. The record is from the annotation of a GenBank genome assembly. NCBI's taxonomy places the organism in Eukaryota, Metazoa, Arthropoda, Insecta, Coleoptera, Chrysomelidae.